Messenger RNA from Schistosoma rodhaini, 2294 nucleotides. Lineage: Eukaryota; Metazoa; Platyhelminthes; Trematoda; Strigeidida; Schistosomatidae. The record is from the annotation of a GenBank genome assembly.
AUAAAUUUUUUAUUUGACUCUAAUUAAUUUUUUAAGGUGACAACUAACAUCCUUUAAAAAUUAUGUGUGGAACAACGAACGUGGUUAAUGAAUGUCAAGAUUAUUGUUAAAUUCAUCAAAAAAAUCAAACUGAAGCUCCAUCGGUUUAUUCAAGAUAGAAUGUUAAAAUGGUUUGAUUUAUUAAAAAGGGGAGUUGAAUUGUCUUGCAAAUGACCUAAGUAAAUAUAAAGAAAUCGAAGGUUCUGAAGGAAUCUCUCAAAGAUCAGAUAUAUUUAAAAAGGAAGCAAAUCACUAAAAUAUUACCAAUAAUAUAUAAUAUGAAUAAGCUACAUUCAACUGUUAAUAUGAUAGACAUUAAUCAAACAAAUCUAAAAGCUUUAAAUGAAGUCAAUCAAUAUCAUUCAAUUAUAUUUAAUCCAUAUAUUGAUUAUAAUCAAUUAUUAUCAAUCAAUAAAGUAACCAAAUCAGAUCCACAAUACCCUAAAAUACAAAUUCAUAAACGAUUAUUAAACAUUUUACAAAAUUUAUUAUUUAUUUUUACAUUUUUACAAUGUUGUAUUAUAAUUUAUUUGAUUUAUCAAUAUGAUAUACAUUUAAGAUUAAGAUCACCAUUAAAUGAUUUACCAAAUUAUAUAGCUACACGAAUACCAUGGAUACCUGAACAAUAUCAAUUAAAAAAUCAAAUGAGUACAAUUUGGUGGUCAUUGUGUAUUAUUUAUAUGCCAAUAAUGAUAAUAUUUUGUAGGUAUUACUUAGAGGUGAAUGAAAAUGGACAAAAGUAUAGAUGGAUAAUGAAACAAGAUAUACGUAAACCUCAAUCAGAACAAUUUUAUAGUACAAUAGUAUUUGGUAAAGAGUUUCGUCAACUCUUACUAGUGUGUUGCUUGACAACAAGUAUAUUUUUAUGGUUAUUCUACCUUAUAGGGUUGUAUAACUGUUUAUAUUUUAUCCAUUUCAAUUAUUGGCGCAAAAUUAUACAUAAUUGGCUCUAUGAAUUAAAAAGCUUCUAUUUAUUGGAUUUAAAAGAGUCACCUAAUGGAAUUAAACAAACAUCGUCACUAAAAACCCAUCAUCUACUGGAUGAUGGGGAAAAUUCUAUUUUGAUCAUUGAUAUUAUUCAAAAUAUGUUUGAAUGUUGUGGAAUUGAUAAAGGGUUUGUGGAUUGGGUAUCUGAUCAUGUGGAAACACCAUAUUUGCAUACUUAUCAAAAUUUGAUGAGAAAUGUAAAUGAUUCCUAUGAAGCAAAUUAUUCUAUUGAAAUAUCAACGAAUAGAAGUGUACCAUUUAGUUGUUAUAAAAGGAUCAAAUACAAUUUAGACAUAGAUAAUAUACUACUUAUUAAUGGUAGUAAUAAUAGUUCAAUUAGUAAUAAUGAAUUAUUUCAUAAUAAAGGAUGUGUUGAACCGAUUUUACACUUUGUUACAUCAAAAUGGAUGAAAUCACAAAUGUUAUGCCUAUUAAUAAUUAUACUCACAAUGACUCCUCAAAUAAUCGUGAUGUUGGCAAAUAUUCAGGUGGAAGCAUUAUGGAAAGAAAUAAAAACACUAAUGAAUAAAAUAAUGAACAUUACAAAAAAGGGAGUACUGAAAUUUAUAGAAAUAGCAAACGCUGGAAUAUCUCAAUUAAAAAAACCUCUUCUUCUACAUAUUUUUAACAUUAAAAAUUAUGAAGAAUACUUUGAAAAACUAUUAGAAUCCGAUGAAAAAUUUUACUAUGAACAAUUAACUAGACAUGAACAAAUUGAUUUCCAUGAAUCAGUUAUGGUUCAUCAAGAAAUAAAACUUAUCGAAACUACACUUGAAAAAUCACCAUCGAUAUUCGACCAAAAUUCUAAAGUUGAACAGUUUCAACAACAACAGAGUCAACAAAUAGAACAAUCAACUAGACCAGGACGAAAACAAAGUUAUUACCAGUUAACAAAUCAACAACAACAACAACGACAAAAACACCGACAGUACUCAGUGAAAUAUACUUCACAUAGAAAAUCGAAAAUAUAUACAAAUUUAAAUAGAAUUCCUAUAAAUAAAUUGCAUAAGUCAUAUGUACAUAUUAGAUCUAAUACAAGAUUACCUAAAGUUAAUCCACAUAUAAAUGAACGUCCAACAUGGAAGUAUACUUAUAAAGUAUAAUAAUAAUAAGCUAUUCAUAAUAACUUGUCAUUCUUAUAAACAUUAAUGACAAUAUUGAACAUGAUUACUCUAGAAGAGAUAUGAUUAACAUGAAUACACAUACUAAUUGAAAAAAAGUUCAGUGUUAAUGUAAAAUUCAUUGAUAAUUACAGUUGUCUUUUCUGA